GUUGAGUGCUUAGUUGCGUUUUGAAAGCGGAAAAGUGUAGUCGCUUUGGCGGUAUAACAGCUACAUAGCAAAGCGAAAUAGUCAAAACGCGCUAAAACGUAAGAAGAGUGCAUAAAUACAAUUCAAAAGUUGGUGAAUAUUGAAAGAAAAAAAAACAAUUUGUUCGAUCGCAAUGAUGGGAGAUCUUGCCCAACCAAGUGCAUGAUAAGUUAAAUAUUUGAAACUUUGUGUAAAUCAUCGCGGUGAUUUUUGUUUAUUUGGUUUGCUUACCAUUCGCUAAUUCAAAUCGACAGUUAGACUAGUUCCAUUUAGUCUUUUUUGCUUUUUCUUGGAACUUUUUGCAUUCAUUAAAAUGCAAAUCUUAGCGAUAAGUUUGCUGGCGCUGUUUGGCGUACAUCAGCUCUAUGCGCAUAGCAUCUCUACGUCACGCAACUUUACCGUUGAUUGGAAUAAUGAUCGUUUCUUAAAGGAUGGCGAGCCAUUUCGAUUCAUAGCUGGUUCUUUUCACUACUUUCGCGCGCAUCCUGAUAGUUGGCAACGAAAGCUACAGACGUUACGUGCGUCCGGCUUGAAUGCGGUCACGACGUACGUGGAAUGGUCACUGCAUAAUCCAAAAGAUGACACUUACGUGUGGAAUGGCAUUGCGGAUUUGGAGAAAUUCAUCAAGCUAGCAGAUGAGCUGGGUCUACUAGUUAUUCUGCGUCCUGGACCUUAUAUAUGUGCGGAACGUGAUUUUGGUGGAUUUCCCUACUGGCUGCUCACCAAAUAUCCCAACAUAAAGCUGCGCACAUCUGAUAUAAACUAUCUGUUCGAAGUGCGCACUUGGUAUAAUGUGCUGUUCAGCCGCCUUAAACCAUAUCUCUACGGCAAUGGCGGCCCCAUAAUUAUGGUGCAAGUAGAAAAUGAAUACGGUUCCUAUUAUGCCUGUGAUAAGAAGUAUCGUACGUGGUUGCGAGACGAAACACUCACGCAUGUGCAAGACAAUGCCGUGCUAUUCACUAAUGACGGUCCAAGUGUGCUCAGUUGUGGUCAUAUUGAAGGUGUAUUGGCCACAAUGGAUUUCGGUGCCACAAAUCAGAUAAGUAGCUAUUGGGCACGUUUGCGGCAGAUACAACCGAAAGGUCCGCUAGUAAAUGCAGAGUUCUACCCAGGCUGGCUGACACAUUGGUCAGAGCCGAUGGCACGUGUGCGCACUGAGGCGAUUACAAAAGCAUUUGUUGAAAUGUUGGACGCAGGGGCUAGCGUUAACUUCUACAUGAUGUUUGGCGGCACGAACUUUGGCUUCACCGCUGGCGCCAACGACGGUGGUCCCGGUCGCUAUCAACCCGAUAUCACUUCGUAUGACUACGAUGCACCCAUGGACGAGGCUGGCGAUGCCACUGCUAAGUUUCAUAAAUUGCGCGAAAUUAUAACUCGCUAUUUACCGAUACCGAAUGUACCGCUACCAGCACCAGUACCUAAAAAGCACUAUGGCACUGUUCGACUGAGCGCUUGCUGUUCAAUGUUGUCAGAAAAGGGUCGUGAAAUACUCUCCACUGGCGUUAUAGUCAGUACGAAACCUAAGACAUUCGAAGCGCUGGAUCAGUAUUCAGGUUUUGUACUAUACGAAACCGUGCUGCCGGACUUCAACCGUGAUCCAAGUAUUUUACGUGCCACCGGCGUACACGAUCGGGCUUACGUAUACAUUGAUGAGCAGCUAGUGGGCAUACUCUCUCGCGAGACACCCAUAUUUGAGCUGCCUAUCAGUCCUAGCUAUGGUACGCAUUUGCAAUUGCUGGUCGAGAAUCAGGGACGCAUUAACUUCGGACCUGUGACCGAUUUUAAGGGCAUCAUUAGUAAUGUUGUGCUUGACAAAGAUGUACUGUCCAACUGGACAAUGACGAAGUAUCCACUAGAAUCGAUUGAGGACAUUGAGACACUUAUAGCAUCGGUUAAUGCCGAGGAGCAAAAUGCUGUGCUGGGUUUCCACGAAGAGAAGGGUGGUUCAGUAUUGUGGAAUGGACCUACAAUUUACUAUGGACAACUAUCGAUAGCAGAUGGACAAAUUGGUGAUACGUACUUAGAUACCAGAGGUUGGGGUAAGGGCUUGGUGUUUGUGAAUGGAGAAAAUUUGGGUCGCUAUUGGCCAGAGGCAGGGCCACAAGUGACGCUCUAUGUGCCACGUGAAGUACUUAAAAGCGGCGACAAUCGUAUCGUACUCAUUGAGUACCAACGCUCUGGUCCAGCCAAUGAAAUCACAUUCACUGAUAAGCCCAAUUUGGAUGGUCACUGAUAAAAUGAAAUUAACUAAAAGCUUCUUCUGAUAUAGUAAUAAGAUUAAUAGUUUGUAUGUUUUCAAACAGAAAAUAAAUGAAUUUGACUGGGUGUCUUAAA
Messenger RNA from Rhagoletis pomonella (apple maggot), 2373 nucleotides. RefSeq names its product beta-galactosidase. The transcript is spliced from 6 exons. Bases 353 to 2272 code for a protein of 639 amino acids. Gene Ontology annotation, cellular component: vacuole. The record is from RefSeq and is a predicted model, not a curated record. Gene Ontology annotation, biological process: carbohydrate metabolic process. NCBI's taxonomy places the organism in Eukaryota, Metazoa, Arthropoda, Insecta, Diptera, Tephritidae. Gene Ontology annotation, molecular function: beta-galactosidase activity.